Molecule: messenger RNA, 9129 nt
Organism: Lichtheimia ornata
Lineage: Eukaryota; Fungi; Mucoromycota; Mucoromycetes; Mucorales; Lichtheimiaceae
Exons: 4
Coding region: 1-9129 (3042 amino acids)
Biological process (GO): actin cytoskeleton organization
Cellular component (GO): cell projection; plasma membrane; cell junction
Molecular function (GO): actin filament binding; microtubule binding
Source: RefSeq, a predicted model, not a curated record
AUGACCAGCAGCUCAUCCUCAGCCAGAACAUCACCCUCCACCCCGCCACCUCCGUCAAUAUUCUCAGGAGUCAACAAUGUAGUUAAUGGUGGCACUGCCCUGAAACGCACAGGUUCACUUUUUCGAGACCCAUUCACAACUCGUGGUGGCAACAAUAAGCGCGCCAACAAUGACACGGCCAUGUUACUCGACGACGUUUUGCGUACCAACCUCGGCUCCGAUUACCACGAUAUCCAAAAGCGCACAUUGACCCAAUGGGUGAAUCACCAACUCAGUAGUGUGGAUGACCACAUUGACCGUAUUGAGACCGACUUGCGAGACGGCAAACGAUUAUUAAAGCUGUUGUCGGUGGUGUCAGGGCAACAGGCACCCAAACCAGAGCGAAUGAAUAUGCGCAUCCAUCAGCUAUCCAAUGUAUCUCAAGCACUCGGCUUUUUGGAGAAACAAGUGGGAGGCGAUGCAUUACCUGAUAUUGGAAACGAGGCUAUCGUCAAUGGCGACAUCAAAAAGACACUUGCGUUGAUAUUCUUCAUCAUGAUCAAGUAUCAGUUGGGCAUCAUAUUGAAUGAUCAUGGAGACAAUUAUCUUGAUUCAAUAGCUCAAUUAUCGGAUCGUCAGGAACACGCUCAAGAUGAAGGUGAUGGUGAUGAUGCUCUUGCCAUGGCAACACCUAGUCGAAAAUUCAAUUCAGUGGAUAAACCUUUGGGUGAUGCCAAGAUGCGCAAUGACGAUGUUACAAUGACACCAUUACCAGCUCGGAAGCAUCACACACAAUCAGACAAGGCUCAUGGCAACGAUGCAAAGAUGGCAUUGAUGUAUUGGGUACGGAUUCAAUUGGAAGAUUACAUUGCAGCGGAUAUGCUUCCUUCAAUACAAGACUUUUCACGAUCAUGGCGGACUGGUCUCGCUUUUUGCUUGUUGUUACACCGUCAUGACCCGAUGCUCAUCCCCGACAUGCUCAGCAAACGUAUCAAAGCCGACUUGACAGCCAAAGAGACAUGGCAUGAGAUGUUGACAAUGGCCUUUAAUAUUGCACGCGAUCAAUUGGCGAUUCCACAAUUUCUGGAACCUGAGGAUUUGAUUGAUGUCGAGUAUCCUUAUGAGCCGAGUGUGAUGGUCUAUGUCAGCGAGUAUUACAAGGUCAUGUCGAAAACACAGCGGGCCGACACUGAAUCUAUAAGGAGAGACAAAGCUGCACAACGACGGAUAGCCAUUGCCCGAGCCAUGGGUGAUGAGGAUGAUGAUAUUUGUGAUUUAGUACCAUCAACGCCACCCUCACCCAUUCGAUCGCCAUCGCCAACACCACCACCACCACUCCCAGAAAAUAAGGGGCAGGGCAUGAUACAAGAUGCAGCAUCCACCACCAAACAACAACAUCAACAUACGAUCUCCUCCUUAGUGGAAGAUAAAACGCCACAAGAAGCACCUGUACCUGUGCCGAUACCAUCUUAUGCACGACGAAGGAAAGGUGGUCAUCAAAUAGAAUCGACAUUGGCUGAACAAGACAAAGCACGUAUCAAGGCAGAUCUCAAUAGCCGAUUGAUGAUGCAACUCACGGGGCAUUUGCCACGGGGCGUAAACCCUGUAUUGGACCAGCUCAUCAAUAUCCAUGAUACAGUCACCUCCUUCAUCAAAACCAACACACGCACCAUUGAUGAGAUACCUGAAGAGUUUAUGGGUUCUGAAUCCAUUCAAGAGUAUAUGGAAGCACUUGAUAUUAUUCAGGAUCAAGCGGCAUCGGAAGCGGCUUAUUUGGACAUGGCAAAGAAAUCCAGGGACCAGUUGCUAUUGGCAACGACAACGACCACAAAGGAGAAGGAUGACGAGGAUGAGAGCAUGAUACGAUUGACCGAAUUGCAGCAAACUCAAGUGGGACGAUUGUACGACACGCUUGUGAAGGAAUGGAAAUAUUUUGAAGAGUUGCUGCAAAACACCAAAGCUGAUAUGAUGCGGGUGGAAUCAGAAUUGGUCGGCACCGAACAUGGUAUUCGUGUAUAUACGCGUCAGGCAGGCCUGACCCAAACCAAGCUUGAAGCCCUCCUCUUGGAUGUUGCCAAAGUUAUUCCUCCAUCAUCAUCAUCAUCAAGUCAUCCGCUGGACGGAGAUGCUGAUGCCAUGUUGCAGUCGUACAACCAAGCACUCUUACGUGUAGCCUCUGAUAUCCAAACAUUCGACACAACAACGUGGCGUGCGUAUCGUGCCAUGAUGCGAGAAUUAUCACCUUCAGUACGCCAAUCCGUAGCUACGCAACAUGCAGCCUUGCAGCAACGCUACGAGCAACUUGAGGAUGCAUUGAAAAACAGUAAACGGCAUUGCAGCUUAUUCCGACGCGGGGUUACAUUUGCCAAAUCACUUGCAGCACUCGAUGAUACACUUGCUGCUAUUGAUGUCACUGAUAAAUCAACAAAGGAUGACAACAAUGACGACACCAUGUUGGUACAACUUGAGAGCAAAGUGAGCAUGGCACGCAGCAAGUUGAAUGCACUUGAACAAGAAUACGUUGACUUGUUGGAUGAGGAGAAUACGACGUAUCAAGCUGGAUUUGUCAAGCGGAUGAAUGAGUUGCAUGAUCGGUGCACCAAAACAAGCGAGGCAAUUGAAAAAGUGCAACGUUGGAUGAUCGAAGCAAAACGUAUUCGGGAAUGGAUCGAGGCACGUAUCACGAUCCUUAGCAAUACAGCAUCCGAUCCUUUAUGCAUAGACUUUGAUUUGGAAUCACUCCCUUCAUCUCAACAUCAUGACCAUCUUAAGCGUGAAGUGGACCGAUUUAAAGCGGAUGACAUUGCACGUGUAAAAAAGCACCUUGAUGAGCUCAACAGCAAAAGUGAAGUGGGUCCUGUCGAUUCGGCUACCAUGGUUAUUUUGAAAGAGCUGCUUGAUAUGCACCAGCGACUCCUGAAAACGAUGCAGAAUGUGGAUUUAGCUCUCCUCCGUAGCACGUGGGAGCGGCUCAUCUCCAAUGACAUUGCCGACACUAUCAAAAAAGCGCGACUUGACCUGGAUCAAUUUUUGUCGGUGGAUGGUGGUGAGGCACAUUGGACAUCUUCCAGUGACAAGGACAAAGCGAAUCAUGUCAUGGCAACGUUCCAUCAGCUUGUGACUUUUGUUGGCGACAUUGAAAAAUCACUUGCCGAGGCUGCUCAACUAUUUCAAUCCAUGGAAAAGAUGCAUGGUGACCUUCUUCCAGAGCAUAUGGAACAACGACGACUUGACAUGGUGAAUGAUUUUGAGGACAUCUCAUGUCGUUGCCAAUAUGCUCGCAAAGUGGUGGUGGAUCAACAUGUGCCCGCUGUGGAUGUUUUGUUCUCGUUGCAUGAAUUGCUUGAAGUCGAUGUCAACAAAGAUGCACGUCAAUUCAAAUCGGAUGCCACACGUGUGUUACAAGAUAUGGGUGCCAAAAUCGCUUAUCCUGAAGAUGAGCCAUGGAUGGAUGAAGUCGAAGCACAAUUUAAUCAAGAUCGUAACAACAAGCUGCAUGCAUCGCUUCGUGAAUACACCGAUCAAUUAUCUCGGGCUGUUGAGAAGAUGCUGGAUGAACAAUUGUCGUUGCAAGAACGCGUGGAUUUACUUUUGGAGGAUACAUCGGCAUUGAGCACUUGGCUUGAUCAAUGCAGGAAACGCCGAGGUUCAUGGAAGGGCGUUGCUAGGCAACUACAGCAGCUGGAUGGUUACGGACGAUUGAUGGAUCGAGCACGUCGCUUGGAAGAAGAGAUUGAUGAGACAAAUGAUGUAUCCAUUGACCGUACAGCAUUGAUCGAUGCACUUGAACAGCUUGAGAAAAGUCAUGAGCAAUUUCAACGUUUUGUCAAGGAACGGCAGCAAGCAACGAGUCAAUGGGAGCAGUUGGUAUUACCAGUGGCAUACGAUGUGUGGCGCUUUGUUGUCAAGGUCACUUUUGAUCCAUCACGAUAUCAUGUUGAUAAUACUACCGCAUCAUCAUACGGCGAAGAGCUUCGAGAACUUGAAAAGCGUGCAGCAGAUGUUGUGAUUGAGGAUGGAUUAUACAACCCAAAGGAACUCGAGUCUCUUUGCAAAUAUGCCGCAUCUACUCUUGAACAACGCGAAUCAAUCAUGGAAUGGCUUAACAAAGUGGAUCGGCUCAUUGAAAAGGGCAAAAGUGUGCGUGAUCAUCUCGAGGAGGAGCAAGAUGCUGUUGAUGAUGACCAAGUGAUUUGCUUCAAGCGUGCAUUGAGCGACAUGACACUCUUGGAUAGGGCUCCUGAACAAGUGGAUGAUCAUUGGGAAUUGGGUAUCCAUGAGCAUCACACACGUACUCAACACGAGAUUCGAGCCUUUGUCGACCAGAAAAAAUGUGAGCUGCGUGAAAUUGAAACAGCCUUGGAUCGCCUUUACAAUGCACAUCAAAGCUCGGAUAAGCUUAAGCAAUUGGUGGAAUUGUACGACACUGAAGUGACCGAAUUGCGCGAUUGGAUUGCCAAGCACAUGGAUCAGUUACGGCAAUGUCACGUGGAUGCCCUUGCCGAUUUAUCAGAAGCACAACUCUUGGAACGACAGCAAAAGCAUGCACGUUUUGUGGCUGAUAUCGAUCUUUUUGAAGAAACCAAUAUCCACGCGUUGCAAGAAAACAUUACGCAGCUCCAGCAUGAUAGUCUACAGCAAAGAUUGGAUGAAGUAUUGCUCGAUUUGGAAGAACUCAAGUCUCUCAUGACGGCUCAGUCCAACAUGUUUGAUGCUGCUUUAAAGCGUGCUGAUUGGGAGUCUCAAUGUGCUGCAGCCACGAGUCGUCUCAAGGAGAUGUUACAGCGUGUGGGCAAAUCAAAUGAGCUUACAGCUGAUAAUAUUGAGCAACGACAUGAGCAAUUACGUGUCGCUGAAGAGGAGAAGGAAGCAUUUGUACAACAAGAACUGGUUGAGAUUGAUACGGCAUACAAGGCUUUUGGAAAUGCAUUAGUGCAAUGUCAUCGUUCUACCACCACGAUCCCUGUCCAUAUGGAAGCACGCAUGGAUUCAUUGUUCCGCAUGAAACGACGUUUAAGUGAAUCUCUCGAACAACAACUACGCCACGUUGACCAAGCCAAACAACGCAUGGAUUGGCAAAAACAAGUGGAUCGUGUAUUGGAUCAGCUUUCGCAAUAUGAUCAACUCGUUGAAACCUUUGUGCAAGAACAAGCACGUUGGACACCUGAAAGGGACACAGAGACACAUGAUCAGCCAUUGCUUGAACAACGCUACCAGGAGCUCAAAUCUGAGAUCGAUCAAUAUCAGGCCACGCAUGUGAAGAAGCUUUUGGAGGAGAAUGAGCGUAUCGACCAUGAUGCAUCGAUCGAUAAGCAGCAAGCAUUACACAAGGUUGAUUCGCAAUUGACGAAGCACGUGUCUAUUGUGGGUGACAUUACUCGGCAACAUGGCAUGAUUACAGCUUUUAUUUCACAAACGAAUCAACUUGAAGCUAUGGCUAGCGAUAUUCGAGAAGAGUUACUCCGUGAUCAUCGCCAAGAUGGAUUGCAAGAGCGUUUGAAGCAAUUCAGGUCCAAUGUGGAUCAAACGAUCACCAAGGAUAUGCCAUAUCCUGUGCGACAUGCUGAUCAUUUCAAGAUUCAAGAUGAGUCUAUCAACGAAGUCAUCCGAGAUAUGUUGGCAGCCCGAACGCGACGACUUUUUGAGAUGGCUGCUAGCUUGGAGCAACAAUGGGAAUCCAAAGAAUUGAUGACACGCUAUCAAGUGCAAUUGCAAUUGUACAGGAAGCAUGCUCAAGCGCUUGAUGCAUGGAUGAAGGAACGUGCUGAUAUGGUUGCCACACACGAGAAUCUCUUGGAGAAUGCGAACAAGGAGCCUUUGGAAAUGAAGCUUUUGCAACAAGCCAUCAGUGCUCUUGUUGGUUUGGAACGCACCAUGAAAAAGACCCGGGAUAACACAUUCAUCUCUCUUCAAUCUCUGUUUGAGCAUUGUGCCAGUGCUUUUGAUGAUGCAGCGGCCCAUGAGGAGAAUGAGGAUGAAUCAUUGGAUGAAUUUGAUGCCAUUGAAGAGACGCAGCAGACGAUGGAGGAUACAUGGCGUCGAUUACGAGAUGACACAUCCUAUGUUGGAGCUGCCUUGACGAUGAUGUUGGAACCAACAGAGCGAUACCAUCGAUCCAGCAAAUUGUUGACCAUGCUAACUGAAUUGCAACGCACCAUUGAUGAUGCCGACGCGGCACUUUUGAGCGAUGACAACAUUUUCCAAUGGCAGAAAAAGGUUGAUUAUUUGGACAACAAGGUGUAUCAUGACUUGAUGGGUCAAUUGCAACAUGUGCAUAUGCAGCAGCAGCAAUCCAAUCAGGCUGUUCAAAAAGUGGUGCUCUCAACACAACGUCAACUCGAUACGGCUGGUGAAUUGAUCGUUAUGAUUCGUGGUCAUUUGACGUCUUUGUAUGAUACUGUCAACGUGAAUCGCCUUCGCAAGACAUACAGUGAGAAUGCCGCUGUGGCUAUCAACAUGAUGAUGCGUGCUCAAGAUCUCUUUAAGGAUACUUGCACUCAAUUCAACACUGUGACAGCGGAGAAUCGUGUAGCCCAACGGCAUGCUUUGGUUGCAGCUCACAAGGAUGCACAACGACGAUGGACCGAGUGCCGUGAUGCGUAUGAUGAUUUGUGUGGCUACAAUGAUUUUAUUCGUGGUCAAGAGCAUGCUAGCAGUGAGAUUGAUGAACUUCAUGGCCAAGUGGAGGAUGAAUGGAACACGCUUCAAGUUGAGCAGGAGGCCUUGGUACAUCUCGUUGAACGUAUCGAUCGAUGGGUGGAGCGAUAUGAUAUUGUGGAUCAGCUACAACGUGCCCUUGGUAUCAUUCAGCGUGACAUGGAGGAGAAGCGCAAGAUGACGAGUUACAGCAGCAGCACAACGAGCAGCAGCAUAAAGAGCCGAAGCAGCAGUGAUAGUGAAGGCAACAUGCUUGCAGCACUUGACAAGCGUCUCAAUUCAGUGACACGCGAUAUGGAAGAGUUAAUGAAUGAUGCCAAUGAUGACAAGGAGCAUGAUCGAGCCAAUAGCGUUGCAUUUAUUGAGCAUUGUGAGCAUCUCUCAAUUCACAUUUCGAGUCUACGAUCCUCUCUUGUUCAACGUCGUACGGAGCUUGACAAGGCCAAUUUAUUGACUGCCUAUGGUGAUGAGAUCAAACGACACUCUUUAUUAUGCGAAGAACAAAUCGGAGCUCUCAAACAGCAAUCGACAUCCAAUCCAAGCAUUGCUGAAAAGAAACCAGCUGCUAUCCAAACGGUGAUUGGCACUUAUUCUUCGACGCUAUCCAUGGCACGACGUAUACAUACUCGAUGCAAAGACAGCUUGGUCAAGGGCACAUUGGCAGAGCAGGCAAGCAAGCUUGUGGAUUCAUUUGACAUGUUGAAAUCAGAAACGGAUCGAAUGAAACGACCUCUUGAGCGACUGUUGAAUGAUCUUGAUCAGCGUAUCAAUGUGGAAAAUGCCUAUGUGGGUAUUCUGGAUUCUGUAUGCAACCAUGCUCAAGCGGAAGGAGAAAUGCUGGCAUCAUUGAAUGAAUUCAAGGAGACAGUGGCACGCUUUGCACGUAGUGCACGUAUUGCACGUACCAAGGGAGCACUCUUACCAGAUCUUGCAGAAUUUGAAAGGCGCUACAAUGAUAUUGAGACAGCUGUACAAGACUUUUUGGGUAUGGGUAGCAAGAUCAAAUCUGGGUUCCACCGUAUCCAUGGCAUGACGACACGUAUUGCCUCCGUCAACCGAUCCAUGGAUCGUCGUCAAGAUACCAUUAAGCGGGAAUGGGCACGUAUUCGUGUAUCUGCUGAAGAGACCAAGAGCAAGUUACAAGAUACGCAGAUGCGACAACAUGCAAGUGCCAAGCUUGCUGAAGCGAUCCGAUUUGUGGGUGAGCUCAAACACCGCAUUAUGCAGCUGGAUGGCAAGAGCAUGGCUGAGGAGCAACAAGAAUUCAAGGAGAUACAAGAUGCUAUGGCGGAUGGAUUGGCAAAGCGUUUGGUGGAUGCUGACCAGUUGGUUGCUACGGUGGUUGACAAGGAUGGAAAGUUCAAACGACAACGCCAAGAGUUGACAAGUCUUGUACAAGAAUUGGAAGUCUUGGUUAAGGAGCGACAGGAACAAGCUGAAAUGGAAGGCAACAUGGUGCUAUUUAUGGAUAUUCUUGAAAAAAUGAAGGACCAAAUGGCAUGCAUGACACGAUUGAUAAAAGAGAGUAUUACUGCAGCACCACCUUCAUCCGAGAUGGCCAACAAUCGUAUCAGCAAAGGUGAUUUGCAAGGGCAACUACGGAAGCUUGUUCAUGGAUACAAGGAGAUUGAUAUGCGUAUGACUGAGUUGACUGAAAGUGCAAGGAGUGAGGCUCGUAAGCAAUUUAUGGAUUCCUCAGUGGCCAAUCGACUUGAUACAACCCUUGAAGAAUGGGCCAAGGUCCAAGCCAAAGUAACGGCUCGAGAAAAGGAACUUCAAUCUGCCAUUCAGCAACUGGAUCAAGAAUUCUUUACAAAGUUAUCCAUGGCAAAGAGCAUAUCUCCAGGAGGUCGUACGAGUCGAAGACAAACGCCCACACCACCACCUCCUGUUGGUAAUGAGAACAUGAAGAAACCAAGACGACAAAGCAUUCAUCAUCCUCGACGACGUACACCUACACCCACUGCUUCUUCAAAAAAGUAUGUGGCUGAUCCAAAGAAUGAAUUGGAUGUCCAUUUGGGUCGUAUUGUCAAUGAUAGUCCUUAUCGCAUGAAGAUCAAACGUGUCGCUGGUGAGGUUGGCAAAUAUUGGUUUGGUGAUGAACAUCCACGACUCGUCUAUUGCCGUAUUUUACCAAGCAAGGUGGUCAUGGUUCGCGUAGGCGGUGGAUGGUUGGAGUUGACAAAGUUUCUAAAAAAUCAUGAAAUGACUCAACAAUCACGUGCUGCUGCUGCUGCUGCUGCUGCUGCUGCUGCUGCUACCACUACCAAAGGUGAUAUCCAUGGCCCUCCUUCCUCCCCUGAUCACACCAAGCUGGAACCAUUGCCUCCUCCUUCAGCCAUUCAACCUAGCAACAGCCGUGGAUAUGUGGAUGGCGAUCAAUACAUUCGUGUCGAUGAUCAAGGAAAACAAAUGGCUGUCAAAAUGGCCAAAGCAAAGGCAAAUGAUCGCACAACAACAACCAUCAAAAGACCCUCUCGAUUUUCCUCAUGA